AUGCAAAGGACAGCAGACAACGGACAGUGGUACUGGAAUGAUGAUCGUGUGGAGUACUAUGGGGACAGCGUGAACGACUGCACCCUGAGAAUCACAGACCUGAGAGAGAGUGACUCAGCUGAGUACUGGUUUACAUUUAGGACUCAGAUCAUACAAGGUCAUGUCUUUCAAAGUGUGAGAAGUGAGAGCUAUUCUGGCAGUCCUGGAGUCAGGCUGUCCGUCACAGGCCUGGAGGCAAAAUUUCAAACUAUAGUGACAGAGGGACAGCCUGUGACACUGACCUGUAGCACCACCUGUACUCUGACUGACAACCCCAACCCCACCUACAUCUGGAAGAAGAACAGACAACGUCUCACAAACCCAAAGACCAAAAAUGGCCCAAAGAGAGUGUCAGUAUCAGUCAGUCCCUCUGGUAAAAUAGUGGAGGGCAGUUCAGUGACUCUGACCUGCAGCAGUGAUGCCAACCCACCUGUGGACAAAUACACCUGGUACAAGAAGAACGUAACCUCACCAAAAGCAUCAGGACAGAGUUACAGCAUCACUAACAUCAGCUCUGAGGACAGUGGAGAAUGCUACUGUGAGGCUGAGAAUACAAUUGGAGCCCAGAUAUCUACACCUCAAUUGAUCAUUGUAGCCGAGAAACAAGCUUCUGUGAAGAAUGCAUCUAUAGGAAUCAUAGUGGUUGUGCUGGUUCUCAUCCUCUGUCUCUCUGUCCUUAUGUGGUUCAGGAAGGCCUCCAAAUCCACCUCCGACACAAGAGACAGAAGAGACACAGUAGACACAGUAGACAAUGGACAGCAAGACUCUAGUCCCGUGUAUGACAACAUCUCAGGCAUGACCCAUACUGCAGCACCGACAGUGGACACAGACAACCAGGAUAACGUUCAAUACGCCAGCAUUCAACACAGAAACCAGGAAGUGCCUGAAUACUCCACUGCCCAACCGUCUCAACCCCAGAAACAGGAGGAGGAUGUCCAGUACGCUGCUGUGAAAUUUAACCACACCAGUGCUGUUGACAUGCCAGUAGAGACCACUGGUACAGUACACUGGAAACACCAGGUUUUAGUGUAGCUGGUGAGACAUGCAAAAGUAAAGAGAAAUAAGCCAAUUGUUAUGGACAAAUUGUAGGGAUAUUUUCCAACUAUUCUUCUUGUAUAGUAUGUUUGCUCCAAAAAUGCAUUUCUUGUAGAACUUCACUGACGUUUUGGUAGUUAGAAAGAGGCCUCAUGAAGACAGGACGUCAGCUCUGCAUCCCAAUUUUAGUCCCUUAGUACUUCUAGUUGGUGUCAACCACAGACAUCACAUUAUUAUUAUUUCGCACUGUCAGUAGGUCCCCUUCCACACCUGGUGACAUUAAUUUGCUACAUCACUACACCCUAGUUACACCUCCACACCUGGUGACAUUCAUUUACUACAUUACUACACCCUGGUUACACCUCCACACCUGGUGACAUUCAUUUACUA
Messenger RNA from Oncorhynchus gorbuscha (pink salmon), 1464 nucleotides. RefSeq names its product B-cell receptor CD22-like. The record is from RefSeq and is a predicted model, not a curated record. The transcript has 8 exons. NCBI's taxonomy places the organism in Eukaryota, Metazoa, Chordata, Actinopteri, Salmoniformes, Salmonidae. Bases 1 to 1071 code for a protein of 356 amino acids.